Molecule: messenger RNA, 2085 nt
Organism: Saccharomyces mikatae IFO 1815
Lineage: Eukaryota; Fungi; Ascomycota; Saccharomycetes; Saccharomycetales; Saccharomycetaceae
Gene: MTC4
Product: Mtc4p
Exons: 1
Coding region: 1-2085 (694 amino acids)
Source: RefSeq, a predicted model, not a curated record
AUGACUCAUUCAAGUGAGCACCACCAUAAGGCUGAACAGGAACAGAAUGGAAGAGGAAAUAGGACAACGGAGGCAGUAAAUCCCCAAAAGAUGAAAUUGGUUACCAAACUACUCAUUGAUAAUAAGUUUGGACUGAUGGACGACUUAAAUUUCAGUAGACCAUUAACAGCUUCUUCUGAAGGUGUACCAAUAUCCACAAAGACAUCAGAAUUGGGUACUGAAUACCUCAAGAAUCAACAAGAAAAUUCAGUGAGCCCGGUACCUACUAUACCAAGAAGUACAAGGAUAAAAGCAGACAGGGUGAGAAUAUACUUGGACUAUUAUUAUAGUAUAUUAGAACGUUGCAUUUCAAUCGAUAGCUCCCAGAAUCACCAUGAAGGUGUUGAAGGAGUGUACAACCCAUUGCAAGUAAUUAGAAAUCGCAAAUUAAAGAAGAAGCACCAUGAAUUGGCCACCAGAGAAUUUUACACUACGAAACAUCCCAUCAUUGCCAUCAAACAGUUUUCUACAAAGCCCAAUAAGAAAAUGCCGUGGUUUGUGGAUAUAAACGAGAAGUAUAUGGAUUUGACCUGGAGGACUUCGCAUUGGGAAGAAUUAGUGGAUCCUCAAGGCAAGCUUUGGUUCCAGUCUUACAGCUCUUCCACAGAAUCCAGUGGAUCCACAUCAUCGCGCCAACGUCACAGUCAUCAUAUUCGUCAUAGAAGUCGCUUAAGACACCACUCUAGAAUCCGCACAACUAAUUCAGUACAUUCAAAAACUCAAUCAUUAACACCGAAAAGGGUUUUAACCGAUGAAGAAGACAAGAGUAACCAUAACAAAACUAAUACCGUAAUGAAGAUUAAAACCACUCCAGAAGCCCGGAUUUCAAAUAACAAGAGAUCCGAUCUAAAUUUAAGUCAUAUUCAUUUAGAAGUACCAAUAACUAAUAUGAUUACCAAUACUUCAUCAGAUCAAGGAUCAUUAAUACUCGAAGUUAAGGGCAGUGGUCAUGGAAGUGGUCGUCGUGGAAGUAGCAACACUAGUGGAAGUGGUGGUAAUAGAAAUUCUAAACAUUAUCGCUCGAAAUCAGCGAGCUCUUCGGAAAAUGAGAAAUCAAGAAUGACUGGCCUUGAAAAAAUAAUUAGUAAAACAUCGAAAGGAUGGUCAAGAUCACCCAAAAAAAAUAUGCCUGCCCUUGAAAAGCAGGUUCUUCUGACACCUGCUAUUAGCAAUGGAGCCUCCAGUAGAAGAAGCAGUAAUAACGAAUCAAGUAUCAGUACAAACAGCAGUAAAAGUAGCAUGGGAGUUACUUUCGGAAAUACGGAAAGUUACAAAACACCAGUCGAUAAUGGCAAAGAUGCUAUUACACGGCAAAGUUUACUAAGUGACGUGCCGGUUCAUACCUUAAGGGGGAAAAACAGUACCAAUUCAUUACGAGAAGAAAGUAAACAAGUUUUUGACAGUGACCAGGAACUACCGAGUGGAGUUGGCAGCAUUCAUGAAGGCGUGCACAGGGAAAAUACCACAAGCCAUGAUAGCGAACCCGUGAAGAUGGUAAGCGAUUCCUUACAGGUGGACGAACAGUUGCAAAAAUACUGGCAUGAUACCAGGUAUAUUAUGAGCACUGUGGCUAUGAUGCAGCAUAGAAGAGAGACACAUGAUAUAGUCAAAAGAAGAGAAAUUGUACGUAGAAAUGAAAUUGAGAUCACCGAGGAUGCAGACACAAAUAUUAGGAAGACUGCAGAUGCAUUGAGCGAAUAUGAUAAUGAAUUGAAUAAAGUUUUGAAGCUAGGUAAUGAUUGGACAUCAAAGCUUUUAAACGAUUAUUCAAUUCGUGUAGAAACAUUGAUUUCAUCGAGUGACAGAAUCCUUAGUGAUAUAAAUACAACUUUGACAUUAAAGUUAAAAAUGUUUCAAGAGAAUACAGAAAGGUAUGUUACAGUGAAAGUGAUGAGAGCCCAAAAGAUGACUAAAACCAUAUAUCGACUUCUGGAAUUUGGCAUUGUUUUAAUACUCUGGACGAUUUGGCUUUUCUUCAGUGUCUUGAAAAGCGUUCGAUUCACCAUUUGUUUAGCCUUAAAAAUCAUCAAGGCAUUUUUAUGGUAA